AUGGCUGACUGGCCUCGCCAGACGUCACACUUCCACAACAACUCCUUUGCCUCAAGAAAUUAUACCACUCCCAAUUCGCAACAACAAUCUCAGCAGGACCAGUCGCCGAUAAUCUCACCUCGUCUUGGGCCAACAAUCCAUGUCAGCGAUAUGAGUAACAUUAGUGAUGAUAAUGAUACCAGAGGAGGACCUUCCAAUCGUGUACAAUUUACGCUUGGUCCUGAAGGGUCUGACUCGAGUGUGGAAGACAUUCCCCUUCGAGAUGAUACAGACGAUUACUUUUUCCCCGAGCCUCAGGUUCCUCCAUUCGUUCAUCGGCCUUCUCCCCCUACCUUUAAAUCUUCCGAUUUCAUUCCCAUAUAUGCCAACCAAGGCCCACUAUCCGAACGGUCCUCUCCAGUAACAACACCUAUCGAAUCCCCUAUUGGCAGCCCUGGGGAUACAUCAGCCACAAUACCAACUCUCCGAUCAUCGCCCAAGGCAGCGGACGACUCAUCCAAGAUAAAAAAUAGGGCAAUUCAGACAGCAUAUGAGAAGGCACAAAAUCUAGCUUCGCAGGUUCGAAGGACAUCGUUUUUUCAUCGUCGUCGGAAAUCGGACGAGGAGUCAUUAUCAGAGGAUCCAGCUCUACCCUGUCAUGAAGGACGGCAUGUGUCGAUGUCCAUCAGAAGAUCGAGGUCAGGGUCCAAUGCAACAUAUGAUCAUGAGAAAGACCGAACACGGCGAUUCACGCUUCGUGCCGAGGAAGCCAACGAUAUUGUGAAUAACAUUCGUGCCAAAGUAGAACCUAAUAGUAGGCGGCACUAUUCUAUCGAUACACUGUCGAGUGGUGCAGAAUCACCACCUCCUGUUCAGCAUGGACGGAGUAUCUUGACGGAUAUUCUUCGAUUAGGCCAACUUCGGGAGUCUGGAGAAAACCGUACUCCCCAACAGCAUAUGCCAACACCGCAAGGCAAUACCCCUCCCCUGCUGACACCCCUUAGCGGUCUGGGUUCUGGAAAAACAUCGCCGGGGCGAACCACUCCACGCCCUAAAUGGUAUGAAAAGAAUAAGAAUCCUUCUGCCCUAUCACUUCACACUCUUGGGUCGGAAGCUACAUUGGCUGGAGGCUCGGGGCCUGGAUCUGCAGGACGGCCAGAACUUAAACGAUCUCGAAGCAGCGGUUUAAUGUUUAAUGCAGUCAAGAAAAUCCGCAACAAGCCUCGUCUAGAGGAUGAGAUCCGCCUUACAGUACACAUUGCAGAAACAAUCUCUCGACAGAAAUACCUGGAGAAGCUGUGUGAGGCUUUGAUGGCCUAUGGAGCACCGACACAUCGACUGGAGGAGUCCUUGCGAAUGACGUCUCGUGUGCUAGAGCUCGAUGCCCAGUUCCUAUAUCUCCCUGGCUGCAUGUUUGUGUCAUUCAAUGAUUCAUCUACACACACUACCAGCUUGAAGCUACAGCGUUGCGAGCAAGGUGUGGAUCUAGGGAAGUUGCAGGACGUUCAUCAGAUAUAUAAGGAUGUGGUUCAUGAUAUGAUUGGCGUUGAGGAAGCCAUGCAGCUUCUGGAUGAGGUCAAGGCCGAGAAGCCAAGAUAUAACGUGCUGAUGUUGAUACUCUUAUUCGGGCUUGCCAGCGCUGCUGUUGGCCCUUUUGCCUUCACCGGCCGUGUGAUCGAUCUCCCCAUAUCCUUUGCCCUCGGCUGUAUACUCGGCGCGCUCAAAUACAUUGCUGUCCCACGCUCACGGUUGUACGCCAACAUCUUCGAGCUCACUGCUGCCUUACUCCUCUCAUUCCUCUCUCGGGCGUUCGGCAGUAUCCGUUAUGGUCCAGACGACAAUCGCCUAUUCUGCUUUCCUGCUCUCGCUCAAUCCUCCAUCGCUCUCAUCCUACCAGGCUUUAUGGUUUUGUGCAGUAGUCUCGAGCUACAAUCGCAAAACAUCCUUGCAGGUUCAGUCCGUCUCGUCUAUGCAAUCAUAUACUCUCUAGUCUUGGGUUUUGGGAUGAUGCUCGGCACCACCUUCUACGGCAAAAUAGAUCACAAUGCCAGUUCUGCGUACGUGUGUCCUAACAGUUCCGGCCGAAAUGAAUAUGCACACAACUUCCCAGCCGUUAUUGCAUUUACCAUCUGCCUCACGCUUAUCAACCAGGCGAAAUGGAAACAGGUGCCAAUCAUGGCCCUCUUCUCGUUUGUCGGGUACUUGGUGAACUUCUUCACAAGCAAAGCGUUCCCACAUAACCUACAAAUAGCGAACUGUAUGGGCGCCUUUGCUAUCGGGAUCAUGGGAAAUCUGUACAGUCGGCUUGGCCACGGUUUGGCUGCCGCCGCCAUGUUACCUGGUAUAUUGGUGCAGGUACCUUCUGGACUAGCAGCGAGCGGAUCUCUAGUCUCCGGUCUUGCGUUUGCAAAUCAGGCAAGCUCAGGCAGCAACACAGCCGUUAACGAAACGAUGAGCACUGCGACCUCAACGAUAGCAAGCGCCACUACGGCGGCAACGACAGCAAUAGCGUCUGCGCUCGCUGGCCAUCCCGGGAGCCCUGGCAACACGGGUGACGCAGCUUUCCAGGACCUGGCAGCGCGAAUUGGAUCGAGCAAAGUAUACGGCGACGUUGUUUUCGAUUUGGCGUAUGCGAUGAUUCAAGUUAGCAUUUCUACCACGGUGGGGUUGUUUCUUGCAGCGUUAAUUAUCUACCCUGAAGGCAAAAGGAGGAGCGAACUGUUUAGCUUUUGA
This is a messenger RNA of Microsporum canis CBS 113480, 2712 nucleotides long. Its product is annotated as pheromone-regulated membrane protein 10. The record is from RefSeq and is a predicted model, not a curated record. Bases 1 to 2712 code for a protein of 903 amino acids. The transcript has a single exon. Gene Ontology annotation, molecular function: transmembrane transporter activity. Gene Ontology annotation, biological process: transmembrane transport. NCBI's taxonomy places the organism in Eukaryota, Fungi, Ascomycota, Eurotiomycetes, Onygenales, Arthrodermataceae.